ACCAGCCGUUCAUCCUGACAUGUCACUCUGGGAAAAGUGUUUGCGACGACGACAACAGGUAUGAGCAGUGCCUUGUCACAUCCUGUUUAAAGCAAACUUUCCAAACUGCAGCUGCUUGAAUCAUCUCCCUCACGAGCUCAGAGCUCACGCUGAUGAAUCAGCUUCAGCCAUGAGCGGAAAAGGUUGUCAGCUCCUGGUGUCUCCUUGCAGCGUGUCCCCGUCACUGAGCAUGAUCAGAGGACACCAGUCCCAGUCCGUCAGGACAUCCAUGUCUUCCCCACAAAGGGCCAGCCUUAGCCCCUCCGUGGGCAUUGAGAAAGUGAAAAGCGGGGCCAUCCACUCCUUUGCUUCUGGGAAACAGGGCAGGAGCCAUGUUGUGCUGCCAACCCUGAGCCUCCGCAGGCAGGUGCUGACCAAUGGGAAGCACGCAAACAUGCAGACCCCAUCCCCACACCAGCACACCACCACCACAACAACAGCCACAGCCACCAUACAGACGGGACUCUGCUCCUCUAACAACAGCUUCAAAGAUUGCUCUGUGUCUGGGCCCACCAUGGAAGUAUUCGGUCAGCCAGCUGCCGCUAACCUGACGGUGACCAGCAGCCCUAUGACUGUUCCCGCAGGUCAGCAGUAUACCGCCGGGCCCGCAGCGCCACUUCCCCCAUCGCAUCCGCACAGUUUGCCGAUACCCCACACCGAUGCCAGAUCCUUACUGUCCAGAGAAUCCCUGGCAUCCACUACGCUAAGUCUGUUUGAAACACAGUCUGUGUUUAGUGGCAGACAUGACUGGACAUAUGGCUACCGUGUGCUUCCUCCACUGGGGCUACCGCAGUGCUCCGCCCAGGCCAGCGAGGGAGGCAUGCAGCUCAGCCUUUCCCCUGGCACGGCCAUGUCUGGCACGACCGUAUCAGGAGGCACCAGCACCUCUGCCUCCCUGCCCUCGUACCUCUUCGGCGAUGCCGGGAGCCCGAGGCAUUCUCGUGCUAAGAAGAGAGCCCUUUCCACCUCGCCUUUGUCAGACGUCAUGGGUAUUGAUUUCAACUCCAUCAUACGCACCUCGCCCAACUCGCUCGUGGCUUAUAUAAACGGGUCCCGCUGCUCUCCGUCCUCCCACCCCGCCCUCUCACCUGUCCAGUCAGAGGGCUACGGUCACUUCCUGGGUGUGAGAGGCUGCUGCAUCCCCCAGGCCCAUCCCCACAGCGUGCCAGGGUCUUCGCAGGCCCUGGCCCCGCAGACAGAGUGUGGCCGCAUGCAGAUGCUUGAAGAGGGAGGGGGUCUGGAGAGCCAGAUGGCUAACAUGGUGGUGGAGCAGCAGUGCCUCCCAGAGGAAGGAGGGGCACUGGAGAAGACUUCAGAGAGCUGCAGCCAAACCACCAACAACCUUCUGCCCCAUCUACUGUUACAGCCAUCCCUCUUGACUACAAUCCAAGAAGCUGCUACUCCACUGGGACCUCCACCACCCUACCACUCACACCAGCACGUCCACCUCACUCGCCGUCACUGCAAAAUAAAGCCCCCUUCUCAGGACCCUCUCACACAGGCUCCAAUGGUUCCUCCUCGGCAUGGGGUGAGCUUUUUACCCCAGGUCCCAAUGCUGGAGGAAGAAGAAGGAGAGCUGGAGGACUUCGGGGCCCACUGCUGCAGGUGGUUAAACUGCAGUGCAGUCUAUGAGCAAAAGGAGGAGCUGGUAAGGCACAUAGAGAAGCUGCAUGUUGACCAGCGGAAGGCUGAGGAUUUCACAUGCUACUGGGUGGGCUGUCCACGCAACUUCAAGCCCUUCAAUGCCCGAUACAAGCUUCUUAUCCACAUGAGGGUCCAUUCGGGAGAGAAGCCCAACAAGUGCACGUUCGAGGGCUGCAAGAAGGCUUUCUCCCGUCUAGAAAAUCUGAAGAUCCACCUGCGCAGCCACACGGGGGAGAAACCUUACCUGUGUCAGCACCCGGGAUGUCACAAGGCCUUCAGCAACUCAAGUGACAGAGCUAAACACCAGCGUACACACCUGGAAACAAAGCCAUAUACAUGCCAAGUGCCUGGCUGUGCCAAGCGUUACACUGAUCCCAGCUCCUUGAGGAAACACGUGAAAUCCCACUCCACAAAAGAACGACAGCUACGGAAGAAGAUGAAAUCCACUGCUGAUGUGACCCAGGACACGCUGACAGACUGUUUAACCAUCCACCCUCUGCAACCGAGCCUUUCCCCUCUGGCAAGGAUAGACAACAACUUGAACUCUUCCCCCGGUGCGUCCCAUGAGUCGUACGCUGCUGCUCCACAGGGACAAGACUCCUCCAGCAAUCCUCACCUGGCUCUCUUGUGCUCCUUAGAAGAUAACUACAGGUUUGUUGAUCCUUCCCCUCACCAGCUCUUCCCAGGGGACCAGUGUGGGACUUGCUCCUCCACCUGCCUCCCGCAUCCUCCCAACGGGACGUCCCUGCAGAACAACCAAGAUGUUAAGCACCCCAGCCAGCCUCCAGAUCUUGCAGAUCACAGUCCAGAGCUCGCAGGGCAGAUGAAGAUGCUUUACUGUCCUCCGCAAUAUGGUGGGAUCACAGCACAGACCAGCUCGAGUCACCUGAUGCAAGACGAUGCCUUUGGUGACAGCCUCCCUCCAGCAGUCAAUAUUCCCAAUGGGGCGGCCACCUUGCAAACAGCUUUUUCCUGCGUGGCAGGAUUUGAUGGCCACAGCCAAGCGCAGGACGUAGCUCCUAAUCAAGAAUUGCAUGGAGGGGAUUUCUUCACUGUGGUGGACCAGAGCACCAGCCAGGUCUCCUGCAUCUACACAGAGGGAUGAUUUCAGUCAAAUGCACUGUUUUGUUCCUUUGCGCUGUUCUGUGGGCCUGUUCCACUUGAGUGUAAUGACCACUAAGAAGAACACUUAAGAUGGCAACCUGGCGGCAGCUUCAUUUAGCGAAGGAAUUGACUCUACCGUUUAGUCUUCUUUUCUCUCUCUCUCUCUCUCUCUCUCUCUCUCUACAGCAAAUGACUCCACACUCCAUAAUCAAUGUAUAGUAACGACUGAGCCUACAGGAUUUUAAUGUUUACUGUCGUAGUUUGUAUACAGCUUGUGUAUAACGUGUAGUUAGGUACUUCAAGGGUGGCAUCUGACACACAAUAUUCAAUACUGCAAUCAAAGGAAAGCAUGCAAGGGAUCAUUUAUUAAGGUUUUUCUUAGAGCCAUGGCUUUGUAACUAUAGUAACAAGACAGCCUUACCAUUUCACUGUAAUGUUCAUAGACAUAACCUGUUGUUUGAAUAUAGUCAUGUGCUAUGAGGGCUCCUGUGCCUAGAUCGUGAGGCUGAUUUGUGUUGGUGACCAUACCAGUGAUUUUGCGUGCUUUGGUUUAUUUACUAAAAAAUGACUUGCACUCCACAUUGGCAGUUGACCCUUUCUGAAAGCACGGCAUAGUGCUGUGCACCUCUGAGCCUGUUUUCCUACAGCCAUUCAUCUCAAUUCAUUUCCAUAAAUGAACUUGUGGAGAUGUCAAAACUUGCUUGAGAGAUAGGUCAACUAUCAGCGUGAUAAUAGCUGCUUUUGUUGCAUUUUAAUGCGGUGCAGACCUUCCAAUCCGAUUUGCAAUUUCAUGUGCAUUACAAUGCAACCAUGGCACAACUAUAAGCAAAGCAUUAGACACAACGAUCAGCAUGGAUUAAACAAGACAAAAGCAAAUUUAAAGUCUAUUUUUACAGUGCAGUGAAAUGAUCAUGAGGACAAAAAAGUGUAAAAACCAGCUUUGAAAAAUAAUUAGCAGCAACGUAUACACUGAUUUGUAGUAAAUGGGCUCAAAUAUGCAGAAAUAUUGCUAUGGUGCUUUAACAUUUGAAUAUAUUUGGAAUGGAUCUAGAAAGAGAAGUAAAUCAUUUGUACCCUUGUUUGUUAUUUGUCAUACCUCGUGUCUCUCAGAAAUGUGAAGAUGCGCCAAACUCUGGCUCUUUUUAAAGCUCACGACACAGAUCAUUUACAAGGUUAGAAUUCGAACACCCCCGUUCUACUACGAAAUAAAAAUGGGAGGCAAGAAAAGUUGAUUUAUGCCUUUUAAACAGCCUGUUGUUCUGUCACUCAAGAGCAAGGCCAAGGAUGUACUGAUAUUUCUGUGGCUCUCAAAAAAUAAUGCAACAAAUAGUGUGGAUUGUUUGUGUGGAUUUCUAGAAAAAAUAGUGUUGAAAGGAGCAGCUUCGCACACGA
Messenger RNA from Chelmon rostratus (copperband butterflyfish), 4179 nucleotides. It is a transcript of the gene glis3, whose product is annotated as GLIS family zinc finger 3. The coding region runs from base 170 to 2788 and encodes 872 amino acids. The record is from RefSeq and is a predicted model, not a curated record. Gene Ontology annotation, biological process: regulation of transcription by RNA polymerase II. Gene Ontology annotation, molecular function: RNA polymerase II cis-regulatory region sequence-specific DNA binding; DNA-binding transcription factor activity, RNA polymerase II-specific. Gene Ontology annotation, cellular component: nucleus. The transcript has 11 exons. Lineage: Eukaryota; Metazoa; Chordata; Actinopteri; Chaetodontiformes; Chaetodontidae.